AUGUGUGUGAUAGAAAUUUGUCUGUUGAGAGGCGCCUCCCAGCUCUCCCUGUCGCUCUGGUUCCCGAGCUGGUCGCUCUGCUCGGCUUCCCGCAUCGUGUGUGCUGCUCCCCUCAUGGCGGCAGCCCCUAGCUCAGGGUAUGCCUUCUCUGCGCACCCGCUGGCAGGCGGAGAGCCUGUAAGCCUGGGGUCGCUGCAGGGCCAGGUGCUGCUCAUCGAGGAUGUGGCGUCGCUCUGAGGCACCACGGUCCGGGACUACACUCAGAUGAAAGAUCUGCAGCGGCGCCUGGCCCUCAGGGCCUCGUCGCUUGGCUUCCAGUUUGGGCAUCAGGAAAACGCCAGAAACGAAGAAAUCUUAAAUUCCCUCAAGUAUGUGCCACCAGGCAGUGGGUUCGAGCCUAACUUCACACUUUUCGAGAAUUGCGAGGUGAAUGGCGCACUGGUGCACCCUCUCUUUGCCUUCCUGAGGGAGGCCCUGCCUGCGUCCAGCGACCAAGCCGUUGCACUUAUGACCGACCCCAGGCUAGUCAUCUGGUCUCCAGUGUGCAGCAAUGAUGUUGCUUGGAACUUUGAGAAGUUCCUGGUAGACCGCAACAGUGUGCCUGUGCUCAGGUACAGCCACUGCUUCCCAACCAUCGACAUGGAGGCUGACAUUAAGGCCCUGCUGUCCAAGGAGCCCACCUGUGACUAG
Orycteropus afer afer is the source of this 690-nucleotide messenger RNA. RefSeq names its product glutathione peroxidase 1-like. Gene Ontology annotation, cellular component: cytosol; mitochondrion. Lineage: Eukaryota; Metazoa; Chordata; Mammalia; Tubulidentata; Orycteropodidae. The record is from RefSeq and is a predicted model, not a curated record. Gene Ontology annotation, molecular function: glutathione peroxidase activity. The transcript has a single exon. Gene Ontology annotation, biological process: response to selenium ion; response to hydrogen peroxide; glutathione metabolic process.